Sclerotinia sclerotiorum 1980 UF-70 is the source of this 117-nucleotide messenger RNA. RefSeq lists its product with no specific name. The transcript has a single exon. The record is from RefSeq and is a predicted model, not a curated record. The coding region runs from base 1 to 117 and encodes 38 amino acids. Lineage: Eukaryota; Fungi; Ascomycota; Leotiomycetes; Helotiales; Sclerotiniaceae.
AUGGCCAUCACCGAAAUUGCACCCAUCGUCGAUAACUGCUGCCCACAAUGCUGUAAGGAGGAGCAGUAUGGCGAUCAUGACUAUUGCGGUUGGUGUGAGGUUACGGACUGUCUUUAA